ACAAUGUCCGGCACGUUUGACAAACUCCUGGCCAAAGGCAAGGCGAAACUCUCAGAGUUUACAGGCCCGUCCGGCGGCCAUUACCAGCAAGGCUACCCGGGCCAGCAACAACAAGGCUACCCGCCACCUCAAGGCUACCAACAGCAGCCACCGGGCUAUCCUCCACCAAGCCCAGGCCAGUAUUCGGGCAUCCAGUAUCCGCCCCAGUACCCGCCGCAAAACCAGACAUGGGGCCAGCAACAACAGCAAUGGGGCCCGCCCCCUCCGCAGCAGCAGCAAUCCUUCGCACCGCCCCCCAUUCCUCAGGGCAGUAAGCCCCAUACGCCGCAACCUGGCAGUCCUCCGCCCGUACCAGGGAAUCGCCCCCAUUCUGCGCAACCCGCACCCCCGCCCCCGCCCCCGCCCCCGCCUCCGCCACAAAACAUUCCUCCGCCGUAUCAGGAGAGGGUAUACUGGAAGCCAUCAUUCGACGCUUCGACGCCGGUGUCGCAAAACUUCCGCCACGAGAUUGGCGACCAUGGCUGGGGCAACAACGAGAAGCAGAUGUACACGGACGACCCGGCUAACUCGUUCCAUUACGACAACCGCCUCAUAGUGCGUGCAUUGGUCGGCAAUGGCAGCUGGACCUCUGCGCGUUUGACAUCGCACCAAACGCUGUCGCGACCCUGUGGCUACCUGACGGCAACGUGUUUACCUCCUUCUGCACCAGGCAUAUGGCCUGCUUACUGGAUGCUGCCAGCUGAUCCAUUCAAAUGGCCAACCGACGGCGAGAUUGAUAUCGCUGAGAGCUGGAACGCCGAGACGGAAAACCACUCGUGCCUGCACUGGGGCUCAUACACCGGCGAAGAUGCUCAAAAACACCGUGUGGUCAAGACGCAGCUACACGACCUGGCCCGCCAACCACACACAUAUGGCUUCGCAUGGAAAGAAGAAGAGGGCAUACCUGGGUGGAGAGGGCGCAUGAUCUGGUACAUUGAUGGUCGCCCUGUUAUGAAAGGCACUAUCCCAGAGGGCACCCGUCGUAUGGAAGAUUUCAGGAUCCUCAUCAACAUUGCCAUGGGCGGAACAGUCAACCAGGGAAAGCUGCCUGCCGAUGGAUACUACGACUUUGUUGUCAGCGACAUGAAGAUGUGCGAGGAGCCGGAAGGAGGGUGGCAGGCAUUUGAACAUGCCUGGAACUGCACGCCAGAGGGCAAGGCCUUGUAACAGCCACAACUGUCGAUGAUUAAUCGCGUCGAUGCAUUCUCCUGGUUCUAUUUGUCAAGAUCCAUUGUCGGAUAGAUACGUGGUAUCAGCCCUGAUCUACUAGACGAACAAUCAGAUUUCAGCAAGAUUAAU
Messenger RNA from Exserohilum turcica Et28A, 1338 nucleotides. RefSeq names its product glycoside hydrolase family 16 protein. The coding region runs from base 4 to 1206 and encodes 400 amino acids. The transcript has a single exon. The record is from RefSeq and is a predicted model, not a curated record. NCBI's taxonomy places the organism in Eukaryota, Fungi, Ascomycota, Dothideomycetes, Pleosporales, Pleosporaceae. Gene Ontology annotation, molecular function: hydrolase activity, hydrolyzing O-glycosyl compounds. Gene Ontology annotation, biological process: carbohydrate metabolic process.